AUGGCGUCGCUGGGGCGGCUCAAGUCCGCCAUCUUCGACAGGGAGGAGAGGAAGAUGCAGUACCAGUCGCACAUCCAGGGGCUCAACGCAUACGAUCGCCAUAAGAAGUUCAUGAAGGAUUACGUUCAGUUUUAUGGCCAUCAGAAAAAUGUGGAUAACAGUCUGCCCAUCAAAACUGAUAAAGAUACAUUGAGAGAAGGAUACAGGUUCAUUCUUUCAGAGGAAGAUGACAUGGAUUCAACUUGGGAGAAGAGGCUGGUCAAACGUUACUAUGACAAGCUUUUUAAAGAGUAUUGCAUUGCUGACAUGACCCAGUAUAAAAAAUGCAAGGCAUGCACCCUUGUAACACAGAAGCGAACAACUAUUAACGAUAUGGCAGUCGUGCAUUUUCAGUGGCAGGAUGAUGAAUGGAUGCCCAACCAGUUUUUUUUCCUUCUAAAAUCAUCUGUAGUUUUGGAUAUGAAUCCCAUCUUACAAGGGUAUAUUCUCCUGCAGAUUGGAUUGAGAUGGAGAACAGAAAAGGAAGUGAUAUCUGGCAAAGGGCAAUUUAUCUGUGGCAGUAGGCAUUGUGAUGAAAAACAUGGGCUAGGUAGUUAUGAGGUGAAUUUUUCUUAUGUUGAGGCAGGGGAGCAGAAACAAGCACUAGUGAAGCUGGUAGCUUGCAAGAGAUGUGCAGAAAAGCUUGCUUAUAAGAGGCUGAAGGAGAAAGAGAAAGAGAAGGAGGAGGAUCCCUACGGUGAAAAGGAAAUUAAGUUGAAAGACAGGGACAAGAGAAAGAGAGAACAUGAAGAAAGUGAUGACACCUCUGAGGAUGAGGCCAAGAAAGAUCGAAGAAAGAAAAAAGAUCGGAAGGGAGCUUCUUCAAGGAGUUCAGGAAACAACGGUGAAGGUUUUGAAGAGUUCCUCGAAGGCAUGUUCCCAUGA
This is a messenger RNA of Triticum turgidum subsp. durum (durum wheat), 924 nucleotides long. The record is from the annotation of a GenBank genome assembly. Lineage: Eukaryota; Viridiplantae; Streptophyta; Magnoliopsida; Poales; Poaceae.